UUUGAAAAUGUCCCAUCAUUCUUGAAUUUCCUUCUUAUUUCCUUUCCAGAUGCUAUUUACACGAAAACUUACUUUCCAUUUUCUUCAUCAUCAUCGUCGUCAUCAUCAUUAUCGUUAUAUUAUCAUGUUCUUUUUCCUGCUUUUGAUCAUCCCUCUCUUUUUAUUUUAUUUUAUUUUAUUUUAUUUUAAGUUUCAGAAGAUUCAGAGCACUUUCUUCUUCAAUUAUUGUAGUUAAGUCGGUACAAGACUGGCACACGGCCUUCACGCAGUGCUUCAAUCCUUAUCUCUCUCUCUUUCUAUAUAUAUAUAUGUAUGCACACACACACAAAAAAAAAAAAAAAAACCUGGUUAUCGUUCUUACAAUAAACCCUAAGCUGUGUUUUAGCUGAUACUUCGAAAUGAUGAGAAGUGAAGAAUAUGAUCGAGUUGUCAGAUAUUUCGACAAAGAUGGAGAUUGGAAAAUCUCAGCUUCUGAGUUAAGCCAUAGAUUAGGCCAAAUGGGUGGGAAGUUGUUGUUAAAUAUAGCCGAAGUUGCAGUGGAAGCAUUGGAUUCCAACGGUGAUGGGUUAUUGGAUUUGGAAGAUCUUAUUAAGUUAAUGGAAGAAGAUGAUGAAGAAGAGAAGUUGAAAGAUUUGAGACAAGCUUUUGGGAUGUAUGAUGAAGAUGGAUGUGGGUUCAUUACACCUAAAGGACUCAGGAAAAUGUUGAAAAAACUUGGGGAAUCAAAGUCCAUUGAUGAAUGUAUGGUUAUGAUCAAACAUUUUGACAUAAAUGGUGAUGGUGUUUUAAGCUUCGAGGAAUUCAGAGUUAUGAUGAAAUGAUCAAUGUUGUUUUUUUUUUUUUUCAUUUUUCAUGUAACCCAUUUCAUUGUUCUUUGAGAUUUCAUCAUUCAUAUUUCACUAUAUUCUUGUAAUUAUUAUUCAUGAUUGUUAAUAUAUUAAUUACUUCAAAUUUAAUUAAGAUUUAGAUAUCUUCAA
Gossypium arboreum is the source of this 977-nucleotide messenger RNA. Its product is annotated as calcium-binding protein CML38-like. Gene Ontology annotation, molecular function: calcium ion binding; enzyme regulator activity. NCBI's taxonomy places the organism in Eukaryota, Viridiplantae, Streptophyta, Magnoliopsida, Malvales, Malvaceae. The record is from RefSeq and is a predicted model, not a curated record. The transcript has a single exon. Bases 399 to 821 code for a protein of 140 amino acids.